Suillus clintonianus is the source of this 297-nucleotide messenger RNA. RefSeq lists its product as uncharacterized. The transcript has a single exon. The annotation marks the transcript as partial. NCBI's taxonomy places the organism in Eukaryota, Fungi, Basidiomycota, Agaricomycetes, Boletales, Suillaceae. The record is from RefSeq and is a predicted model, not a curated record.
AUGAGAAGAACACCCGUAGUACCAGUUUUGUUGGGAGACGCAAUACCACGGCCAGAUGGUGCUGAAGAAGAUUAUGAGAAAUAUUGCCGAUGUAUGAUGAUUUUGUUCAAACCAUGGCGCAAACUAAUGUCUUUGAAAGGUGACAACAUGACAUGGAUUGAAUCAUUUGAGGCUGAGACAUUUUCACCCAUGAUUACCGCUGUGAUUCGUAACAUGAAUGUGGAGAAAGAAUGUAAGGAUGCUCGAGACGCACAUGCUAUAUUAGUAAGGGAACAACGUGCUAAGCCCAACAUUUUC